Molecule: messenger RNA, 3543 nt
Organism: Dissoconium aciculare CBS 342.82
Lineage: Eukaryota; Fungi; Ascomycota; Dothideomycetes; Mycosphaerellales; Dissoconiaceae
Product: glycosyltransferase family 2 protein
Exons: 2
Coding region: 1-3543 (1180 amino acids)
Cellular component (GO): cell periphery; cell septum
Molecular function (GO): chitin synthase activity
Source: RefSeq, a predicted model, not a curated record
AUGCUCGAGGCCGGCGUCGCUGGCCAGGGCCUCGACCGAGACCUGUCACGAAAGAAGAGCCUUGUACGACCCGAACGACGACGCAACGACCCCGAAGACCCCAACUAUUACUACCGCAAGCAUGCGCAGAAGAUGAACGUCCUGCCCUCGACCACCGGCACGGAUCCCCAGAUGGAAGAGGAGCUGUUGACCCUGACCACCGAUUCGGCGGCCCUGCACGGUCAAGGAGAGGUCCUCGACACUUCGCCGCUCAAUGAGAAGCCGACCAACAAAGACGGCGCGCGCAGGCAGCCGGCGAAACUCACCCGACGGACGACCGCCAACAUUCACGACAAGCAGGUGAAGGACAAGCGACGACAGGAGAAGAUGGAGGACAGCGGUGCGCUCACCCUCUGGGGUGCGUACUGCCACGUGUUGACGUUCUGGUGUCCGAAUCUCAUCCUGUCCCUCAUGGGCAAGAAGUCGAAAGAGCAGCAGCGAGCGUGGCGGGAAAAGAUUGGUCUCUGCAGCAUCAUCCUCUUGAUGAUGCUGUUUGUCGGAUACCUCACGUUCGGUUUCACCGCCACGGUCUGCCCGGAAGGAGGUCCCUUGCGUCUCCGCAUCAACAACGUAGACCGCGGAUACAUGAUCUUCCACGGCCAAGCCUACGAUUUGACCCGCUCGCAGCAUCCCCUGGCGCGCGGUGUCCCCGCGGGGAGCAACGUGCUCUUCGACGGCACCAACCCGGGCGCAGGCAUGGACGGGAGUUUCCUCAUGCAAAACGUCAAUGGCGCCUGCAAAGGCCUCAUCACUCCGUCGCAAAACUCCGAUGUGCCGGUGGACAGCAAAGGCAACAUGGCGUGGUACUUCCCUUGCAACCUCUUCAAACAGGACGGCUCGACCCCUCCCAACACGACCAUCCCCUACUACCUGGGAUACGCCUGUCACACCUCUCGGACCGCCCGUGAGGCGUUCUAUGGCGGUCUGCGGUCAUCGGGCGAUGUCUACUUCACCUGGGAGGACAUUCGAAACACUUCCCGCAACUUGGUCGUCUACUCGGGAGAUGUCCUCGACUUGGACCUCUUGAGAUGGUUCAACGCCAGUCAGGUGGCGGUGCCUCCGGAAUUCGAACAGAUCCGCACCAACUCCGUGCUGCGCGGCAAGGACAUCACCCUGGCGUACACCGCUUCCGACAAGAAGCAGAUCGCGCAGUGCUUCCAGGAGAUCAUCAAGGUCGGCUCGAUCGAUACCGAGUCGGUGGGUUGUAUCGCUUCCAAGGUCGUGCUCUACGUCUCGCUCAUCUUCAUCCUCGGCAUCGUCGGCAUCAAGUUCGUCCUGGCCUGUUUGUUCCAAUGGUUCCUCUGCCGCAAAUACGCCGCCGACAAGACCAGCAUGCCGAGCGACAAGAAGGCGCGCAACCGACAGAUCGAAGACUGGAGCGACGACAUCUACCGCCCGCCGCCAAAGAUCACCGACCCGGUCGCCAGCAGCGGUGGCAGUGACCGUGGGAGCAAGCGCGGUACCUUCAUGCCGACCACCUCUCGUUUCACCAGCCCGUACGCCAUGGACAAGGGUGCUUCGAAGACCAUGCCCACGACCAUGACUUCCCAGACCAAUUCCCGACUGAUGGUUCCCGCCGGCGUAUCUGGCAUUUACGGCCACAGCAACCGCUCCGAUGGAAGCCUCGAUGGCAGCCGACCCGGUGCCGCAAGCCACGCCAGUCUGAUGGACUCGCACAACUUCCCGGCCAGCCGAUACAGCAGUGUCAUGACCGAUGGCAAUGGGCCGCAAGGUUUCAUCCACGAUGCGGUCGUCCCGCAGCCGCCGCCGGAAUGGCAGCCUUUCGGCUUCCCGCUCGCGCACACCAUCUGUCUCGUCACCGCCUACUCCGAAGGUCUCGAAGGCAUCCGCACCACGCUCGACUCCAUCGCCAUGACCGACUACCCCAACAGCCACAAGAUGCUUUACGUCGUGUGUGAUGGGCUCAUCAAGGGCAAAGGUGAAACCAUGUCGACCCCCGAUGCCUGUAUCAGCAUGAUGAAGGAAUUCGCCGUGCUCCCGGACGAUGUCCAGCCCUACUCGUAUGUCGCCGUCGCGAGCGGUAGCAAACGUCAUAACAUGGCCAAGGUCUACUGUGGGUUCUACGACUACGGCGUCGACAGCAUCAUCCCCGUCGAGAAGCAGCAGCGCGUCCCCAUGGUCCUCAUCGUCAAGUGCGGCACCCCCGCCGAGGCCACGGCGUCCAAACCGGGCAACCGUGGCAAGCGUGACUCGCAGAUCGUCCUCAUGUCUUUCCUCCAGAAGGUCAUGUUCGACGAGCGCAUGACGGAACUCGAGUACGAGAUGUUCAACGGCAUCUGGAAGAUCACGGGCAUCAGCCCGGAUUUCUACGAGAUCGUCCUCAUGGUCGACGCCGACACCAAGGUCUUCCCCGACUCCCUCACCCACAUGGUCAGCGCCAUGGUCAAGGACCCCGAGAUCAUGGGCCUGUGCGGCGAGACCAAGAUCGCCAACAAGACCCAAUCCUGGGUGUCGAUGAUCCAGGUGUUCGAAUACUUCAUCUCCCACCACCAGGCCAAGUCCUUCGAGAGCGUCUUCGGCGGUGUGACCUGCCUCCCCGGAUGUUUCUGCAUGUACCGCAUCAAGACGCCCAAGGGCGGCCAGAACUACUGGGUGCCCAUCCUCGCCAACCCGGACAUCGUCGAGCAUUACUCCGAGAACGUGGUCGACACCCUCCACAAGAAGAACCUGUUGCUGCUCGGCGAGGACCGUUACCUCAGCAGUCUGAUGCUCAAGACCUUCCCCAAGCGGAAGCAGGUCUUCGUCCCGCAGGCCGUGUGCAAGACCACCGUCCCCGAUGAGUUCAAGGUGCUCCUCUCCCAGCGCCGUCGCUGGAUCAACUCGACCGUGCACAACCUGAUGGAGCUCGUCCUCGUGCGCGACCUCUGUGGUACCUUCUGCUUCUCCAUGCAGUUCGUCGUCUUCAUCGACCUCGUCGGCACCGUCGUCCUCCCUGCCGCCAUCGCCUUUACGCUCUACGUCCCCGCGGCGACCAACACGCCCGCGCCGGUGAUCCCCCUCGUGCUCCUCGCGCUCAUCCUCGGUCUCCCGGGCGUGCUGAUCGUCAUCACCGCGCACCGCGUCAGCUACGUGCUCUGGAUGUUCGUGUAUCUCCUCUCGCUGCCGGUGUGGAAUUUCAUCCUGCCCUGCUACGCCUUCUGGCACUUCGACGACUUCUCCUGGGGCGACACCCGCCAGGCCGCCGGCGAGGUCCGCGGCGCCGACAAGUCCGGCCACGGCGGCGACGGCGCCUUCGACUCCUCCAAGAUCACCAUGAAGCGCUGGGGCGACUUCGAGCAGGAGCGCCGCCUCCGCCAGGGCGACUGGACCCCGCCGCCCAUGCCCUUCGGCGCCGCGCAUUACGCUCGCCCCGGCCCCGAGUCCCCCGCCGGGAGCGUGGUCGGCGGCGCCGGCGCCGGCGCUGCGCAUGGCUACGACUCCCGCACCAGCAGCCCCCAGAUGAUGGACCGCGUCGAGAGGAAGCCCAGCGCGUACAUCCUCUGA